AUGAUGAGCUCUGAGGAGAAUGAGCGGAUGUCACUACUCCUAUCUACAUACAUGGAGAGAGCUUACACUAGUACAGAGGAGACUGUUAACAUCUGCAGGAGAGCGAUAGUCUUAAGUGAACUUUUGGUAAAAGAUGAUUUAACUGAACUUUUUUACGCUGGAAGUUUUGGAGAAGGAUGUUUUCUAAAUGACUCAGACCUGGACAGAAUGUCUGUAAUGAAGAACACAGUAGUUAUGUACCCUGAUCAGUGUAAUCAUAUUCCUCAACACCUGGCACACAAAACUAUUCUGUGCAUUCGAGAGGCAGACUGCCGUCCUGGCUAUGUCAAAUUAGAGCUAGUUCAGAUACAGAAUCCAGUAUACGAACACUUUUUAAAAUCAAUAGUUGAAAUUGGCAAUUCAUUACUUAUUUCUAGUGAUAUCUUCAGAGAGGAAUGUGGCAUUAGCCUAGCUACUAUUGCAGAUCUAAACUAUGAAUCAAAUGGACCCAGUAGUACAUGUUGCCUUAGAGGAGCAAUGGGAUCGGACAUAGUUAAUAGUUUUCAGUGUAAGAAUUGGCCAAAGGAGGCAAAUGAAUGGAUUUCACGAACACGUCUGUAUGGAUGGCCACACCAAACUUUGAUAGACAAGAUAGUAAAUAGUGGAUGCCAUCUUGUCCCAGUUGGAGAUAAAUGUUCAAACGAUACACGUUUACAAUGGAGAAUUUCAUUUGUAGUAGCAGAAAGAUCUUUAGUUCACUCUUUUAGCCACAUCCAAGUCAAAGUAUACGUGCUGCUGAAAUAUUUUUUAAGACAAAUUAAGGAGACAUUCAAAAAAGCAAUUGGAGAUGACGAUAUCUUGUGCUCCUACUUCCUAAAAACAAUAAUGUUUCAUGCAAUAGAGAAUUCUAGCCAAAUGUUCUGGCAAGACAAAAACCUUUUCUACUGUUUUUGGUUUUGCUUCAACAUUCUGAUUUCGUGGGUCAGGGCCGGAUUUUGUCCCAAUUACUUCAUCCCAGUCAACAACCUGUUCCAGAGGAAAAUACAUGGAGAGCAUCAACAAAUACUGCUUGGUAUUUUGAACAACUACUCCCAGAUGAAAUGGAUGUGCCUCUCAGUAGGAAACUUCUACAAGCCUUCAAUUUGGAAGAGGCUGCGUGACAUUUCCAUACAGGCUACGCUCCAACGUCCAAAAACUUUACAAAGACAUAUUAUGGACCAGGACUCGACAUUUCUUUCUGUUUUAUCUGUUUUGACAGCAUGUUACAGAGUCAGGAUCAGUGCAAAGGCAUUACACUUAUAUAUAUCACUGUCAAAUUUUGGAGAUGUUUACACAUAUGUCCAUUUAAUGGACAGUCUUAAAUGUCUUGCAUUGGAACAAAUCUCCAAAGACUUGUGUGCAAAUGAGGCUGCUCCAGGUAACAAGGCCAAGUACCAGAGUAUGAGGAAAUGUAAGUACUGGAUGACUCCCAUGGCUUCAUUGGGCACAGAAGUUUUAUAUUUGGCAACAUUCCAUUUUCUGACUGGAAAUUUCAGCAAGUGCCUGGAGCUGAGUAGACAAGUACUAGAACUAGCAUCAUACUUCAGAUAUGACCAUGAACUUGACUCAAGACUUUGCUCAUUGUACCGACACCUGUAUCGCACUGACUGCACAUUGGAGAGGUUCCAGAAGACGUACACUAACUACAUUGUGUUUCACCGUUGGUAUAUGCAUCUUCCUUUUUUCUGUUUAGAGCUACAAAAGGAAGACAGGGUCAUAUUCAUCCCACCUCUACCAUAUACCCUGUUCCUGAUCUUCCAGUGUUGUCAUAAGUAUGGAGACACCAGAGGGCGAGAUGAAGCAUUGGACCAGCUGAAACAGGUCCAGAAACACAAGGAACAAGGGCGGCACAGGUACUGGAUGGUUCCCACACUCCUGGGGAUCUGUUAUCAAACACUUGGGAAUUAUUCCAAAGCCAUCGCGGCUUACUGGGAGUCAGCAAAAUCAAAGACUGAUUUUCAGGAGUGGAACACUGGCAUUGACAGAAUAGCAAUAGUGUUACUCUGUAUGCAUGUCUCACAGAGGCCUGGCAAAGGAUAG
Molecule: messenger RNA, 2058 nt
Organism: Pecten maximus
Lineage: Eukaryota; Metazoa; Mollusca; Bivalvia; Pectinida; Pectinidae
Exons: 1
Coding region: 1-2058 (685 amino acids)
Molecular function (GO): protein binding
Source: RefSeq, a predicted model, not a curated record